Molecule: messenger RNA, 2639 nt
Organism: Paralichthys olivaceus (Japanese flounder)
Lineage: Eukaryota; Metazoa; Chordata; Actinopteri; Pleuronectiformes; Paralichthyidae
Source: RefSeq, a predicted model, not a curated record
AGGAAAGACAAGAUAGCCGCUCCCAUUGCCCAACCCUUCACUCAGGUGACUCCUCCAGCAGAGCGGGAGCCGACCAGAGUGACGGCUGCUCCAGCUCCUGUCGCUGUUCUCAGACUCCCGACACCAAAAACACAGAAAUCCUUCAGCCUGCAGGUGAGCAUGGAGCCGUCGGUGUUCCUGGAGGUGGAGAACGAGGUGUCGGUGGUGGCGGGUUCGAAGCUCAGUCAGCUGCGAUGCUCCAGAGACGGACGAGAGUGGAACACGCUGCUGCCCAGCUCAGUGGUCACCGCUGCAGGAAGCAGUGACGUCCUUGCCGUCGCCUGCGAGGACAGGAUGUUGUCUGUGUUCUCGUCCUGCGGUCGACGGCUGCUUCCUGCCAUCCAGCUGGGCACACCUGUGUCCGCUCUGCACUGUGCGGCCCACUUCGUCAUGGCUCUGACGGCUGGAGCGACACUCUCCGUCUGGGACGUUCAGAAACAGAAGGCUCUGGUGAAGAACGAGUCUCUGCGGAACAUUUUAUCUGGUGUUGACAUCACCGUGUCUCAGUCUCUGCUGACUCAGCAGGGGGUCCCCGUCAUCGGACUCUCCAACGGGAAGUCGUACUGCUUCAGCUCCUCGCUCGAGACUUGGACUCUGAUAGCAGAUAAAGGAGACUCGCUGGUUCAGUGUGCAGACUUCAGGAGCUGCCUACCUACCCAUGAUGCACCUGUGUCCUCUGGGCCACUGGCUGUGAUGCAGGGACGCAACCUCAAUGCUGGUCGUCUGGCGUCCCGGCUCUCCUCCACUCCUCACCACCUCCAGCAGAGCAUGACGCUGGCCUUCCUAGAGAAUCAGCUGGCGUCGGCUCUGGCCCUGCAGUCGGCGCAGGAGUAUCGAUACUGGCUACUCAUCUACGCCCGAUUCCUCGUCAACGAAGGCUCAGAGUAUCGUCUCAGAGAACUCUGUAAGGAGCUGCUGGGUCCCGUCCACAAAUCUGCUGCCACGUCCUGGGAGCCCACGACUCUGGGUCUGCGUAAGCGGGAGUUGCUGCGGGAGGUUUUACCCGUCAUCGGAGAAAACCUGCGAUUCCAGAGACUGUUCACGGAGUACCAGGACCAGCUGGAGCUGCUGCGCAACAAAUAACACUCACACUGACUCACACACUCGGACUCGUCGUGGAAGUAGUUUGUUUGUCUCGGCUCGGGUAAACUCUGACUGUUUCAUCAACUUGGGAAGCUUGAAACGCUGUUGAGGCUGAGGCCAGUCACAGCUUUUUACUCACUGGGACGUUUCAGUGCCGUCGCUCACUGGGGACAAAUGGGUGCUUCUUCUUCUUCGUUUCUUUUUUUUUCUUCUUAUCACAUUUGUUCACUAACGUCUUUUGUCUGUUAUCUGACCUAUGCACCUCCCUCCUGCUAAUCAUGAACCUUCGGAGAGAAACGCAGAGACAGAAAAGGUCCUGUCGUCUUGAGCUGAGACGCUCGUGGAAGACGAAUGUGAGUCAGAGUGGAGGUAGAGGAGCAAUAUGCUUGUCCCAAAGUGAUGCCUUCAAGUGUCGACGUGAACACACACCAGUUUCUGCCGGGUGGAGAACACACAGCACAGAGGCUGACGUCGCUGAAUCUGUGACGGUUUCCUGGCUGCCUUCAAAAGUGACGGACGGAACGCCACAGCGAGAAACUUAACUCCACACCCCCACCGCACUGACGGACAGGAUGGAUCUCUGGGAAAUGGAGUCAGAAAGGGAUCUCAGAUGUUAAAGUGAUUUCACUUUGCUACUGAUUCAAAUCAAUAAAAACGACCGUGUAGAUGUUAGAAAUCGAACCCAACUGAUUUCACGUUUGGUUUAACAUGAACAUUAAUCAGAGUCCGGCUCCGCCCACACUGACACGUUUAACUUUUUUUAAAGUCUUUGGCAUGGUUGCCGUGGUUACGCCUGGUGAGAGUUCUCCAGCCUCUGAACCAGAGAUUUGUGUAAACUGGUUUUAGUUUGAAAACUCUGGGGUUGUUUUAAUCUGGACCAACAGAAACUGAGACUUCAGUAAACGACGUUCUCUUCCUGAUUGGUUCUCAUCAGUCACAUGACUCCAGCGGUGAAGACAAAGCGCCGCUAACACUUCCACCUCGUCGUCGCUCAGAGAACAGAAAUCCCUGCUCUGACUUUUCACCACCGCUGUUCUUUUCUGUAACUAAGCCACGAACUGCAGAGGAGACAAUCUACUUCCUGUUUACAUCACAUGGUCACAAGUGUUGAAAGGAAAACGUUUUGUUGUGGACGGAGACCAAAUAGUAAAAAAAAAAAAAAAAAAGCUGGACACCUUUUUUUAUUGAAAGACAUUUUAAAGUCACGUCACGGCUCAAAAAUCAAAAACAUCCGAUGUUUGAACGUUUUGUUAACCGAGGAUUUAACAGUGAAUGAGCUCAGUCACAUUUUGUUGUGAUGGAUAAAUAAAGUUAUUAAUCUUUAUUAACGACAUUUCACAUCAUAUUUUCCGUCCUGUCUCGUCCUGCAGGUGUUUAUCUGAACUGAAAUGUUUUCUGAAACAAACAAGUCAACAGAUUUUAUUUGAACCACUUUGCAUCAGAAACAUUCACGUGUCAGAAUCCUCUCCUGCGUGUUCCCGUUAAACUCCGUCACCGUCAAACACUAUAAAUUCUGC